Molecule: messenger RNA, 363 nt
Organism: Gossypium arboreum
Lineage: Eukaryota; Viridiplantae; Streptophyta; Magnoliopsida; Malvales; Malvaceae
Exons: 1
Coding region: 1-363 (120 amino acids)
Source: RefSeq, a predicted model, not a curated record
AUGGUGGCCAAUGCAUUGAGCCGUAGGGCUAUGACAGAUCUAAGAGUGAUGUUCACUCGACUUAGCUUGUUCGAAAAUGGGAGUUUGUUGGUUGAGCUACAAGUCAAACCAACUUGGAUCGAGCAGAUUAAGGGUAAACAACUAGAGGAUGAGUCUUUGGGUAUGUGGUUCCGACAGAUUGAGUGUGGUAGCACUACGAACUUUGGUUUGAACUCUGAAGGUGUGUUGUGCUUCCGAGGUCGGAUAUGUGUGCCAAAUGAUGCUGAUUUGAAACAAUCUAUACUGAGAGAGGCGCAUAGUAGCCCUUACGCUAUGCACCCUAGUGAAAAUAAGAUGUACCGAGAUCUUCGAGAGUUGUAUUAG